AUGACCGUAUCCACCACGUCGCCCCUCCCGCUCGUCCUCGCCGCAGCCGCGCUGCUCGCAGGCGCCCACGCCCGCUCCAACACGGGCGAGCCAGGCUUCUGCAAAGACGACAAGUCGUGCGAAGAGAACUACGUGUGCAUCAGCGUCCAGACGACGCGGUCGGGCAUUGAGGGCGUGAAGCAGUGCUUGCCGUACGUGGCCGAAGGCGACGUGUGCUCGGGCACGUUCUCGGGCCUCUGUCCGUCGUUUUCGACGUGGGAUACGGAGUUCCAGUCCAUCAGUAGCGUCUGCGCGUACCAACUGCCCUCGGGCACGGACCAGUGCCUCAACGACACGUUCUCGGGCGGCUCGGACACGAGUGGCUACGUCUCGUGCAUGGACAUUUCCGCUGGCUCAGGGUCUUCGGCCACGAGCGUCGGCGUGAUUUUUGGCUGUGUGGACUUUGACGGCUCGAAUUUGCUCUUUGAAGAAGACUCGGCCAAUUGGGAGCUCUCGUCCGAGAUGAACUACACGGGCGUGAUCAACGAGGGGUGUGUAAACCCCACGAACGGCGAGAACUCGGACGUUGUGUGCUCGGGACGCGGCACGUGUGCGCCGGCGUCGUCGGGCUCCAUGGGCUACGCCUGCAACUGCAACAUUGGCUACAACGGCACCUUUUGCCAGAACAUUGUCUCGAACAAGUGCACGCUCGAGUCGCAGUGUCAAGCUGGCACGUGCAACCUCGUGACGCAGGAGUGCGAGUGCGAAGAAGGGACGACGGGCGACCAGUGCGCGUUCUGCGACCCGUCGUCGACCAAGGCGUGCAACGGCCGCGGCAAGUGCGUGGCCGCGCCCAGUCUGACGACGGACGUGAACGGGACGACCAACGCGAACGGGGCGAAUAACGCGAACGGGACGAUGGACUCGGACACUACGACAUCAGCAGGCAGUGACAUGAACAUGGCUACAGUGGACACGGCCGACUCUGAAGGCUCAGGUUCUACGACGGCAGCUCGGUUCUUGAUGGAGGCAGUUGGCAUGACUUCGUCGGGGUCGACAAGUGGCAAUGGCAAUGUCUGCGUGUGCGAGAGUGGCUACACUGGCGACCAGUGCACGCGGGAGGUGGAAUCGAGCGGCAGUGGCGACGACAAGAAGUCGGGUCGUCGGAACCCUUCGUCCAGUGACGCUUCUUCGAUGGCCACGUCGUUUGGUGUCGUGGCUGCAGCGUUUGCUUUUGCCGUAUGGAACUAG
Molecule: messenger RNA, 1230 nt
Organism: Peronospora matthiolae
Lineage: Eukaryota; Oomycota; Peronosporomycetes; Peronosporales; Peronosporaceae
Source: the annotation of a GenBank genome assembly